CUGCAUACGUGGUUUCCUUUGACGCUUAUACUUGCGCCACAUAAUGGACAACGGCAUACCCUCCAACCUAUCGGACCCGAUGCAAUUGCGUUUCCAAUUAUCCGAUGACGAGGUACAGACUUAUUGCAGCGGGGUCGCUCAACGGUUCAAGGCUCGUCGUACAACGGGGUUGGACGUUCCUGUUGCUGCCGUUCAGGCGGCCGAUCGGCCUGUAUUUUCGUGCGGAGACGGCUGAGGGCGUGGAGUAUAUGGUGUCGGACUCGGUCGGCAAAACACAGUACAAUGUCCAGGAUCUUAAAGAUAUAGGCCAAUUGCUCAUUAGCUAUUUCGGAUCCUACCAUUUGGUCUUUUGGAAUUGUCAGCAUUUCGCCAAUGCGUACUUGUCCAUCAUUUGUGACGGCCAGUACCGUCCUGUCCUGACGACGUCCGACGUCCUGAGAGGCACUAUGUUCUGCACGAUGGUUGGGGCUCCCUUAGCGACGACGCAUAAGCUCGCAGAGGAUACGCGACGCACGAAGUUGGUUGGCUACGUUGAGGAUGACCUCCGGCAAAGUGACGAUUUGAUAAGUGAACUAUUGCCGUCAGGCCCGGUAUAUAGGAGCCCGGCGAACUGUAUUGUACUCUGAGCCUCCGACGACUACACAUGUUUUACGGAUGACAAAGCGUUCUUUCGUAGCGUUCAUCCUUCUCGUCAUCUCCUUCAUUUCGCACAUCCC
Fimicolochytrium jonesii is the source of this 716-nucleotide messenger RNA. RefSeq lists its product as uncharacterized. NCBI's taxonomy places the organism in Eukaryota, Fungi, Chytridiomycota, Chytridiomycetes, Spizellomycetales, Powellomycetaceae. Bases 105 to 626 code for a protein of 173 amino acids. The transcript is spliced from 3 exons. The record is from RefSeq and is a predicted model, not a curated record.